AAACUUGUUGAGAUUUCCAAAAUUUUCACUCCACCCCUCAACUCCUCUCCAAUGGCGGGUCUGUACACCUCCCUCAGACCCCAACCACCUUCUUCUUCUUCAUCUUCCCAACAAUCCUUCUUCUCGAAAGUUCUUCUCCUCCUUACGAUCCUUCCUCUAUCCUUAGCUGUCUUUGCCUUUGUUCUUCAAUGGCGUGGUGGCGGAGUUGACGAUCCAAUCUCCCGAUGGUCUCCUGAAGAGUCUAACAAAUUUCCCGGCAUGGACAGCUCUCCUCUGUCCACUGUCGCUCACUCUUCUUCUCACUCAUCAGAUUGCUCUCUCCUCGCUCAUAGUAAUACGCCGUCGUUUCCUUACUACAAAGACUGGAAAUUCAAACUUCAUUCAGAUCUCAAACCCAAGAUAUGUAUUACAACCAGUACAUCUGCUGGCCUAGAGCAGAUCUUACCGUGGAUGUUCUAUCAUAAAGUAAUUGGGGUAACAUCAUUUUUGCUUUUCGUGGAAGGAAAGGCUGCAUCUCCUGAUGUUUCUAAAGUCCUUGAAUCCAUUCCCGGAGUAAAAGUAAUAUACAGAACUAGAGAGCUAGAGGAGCAACAAGCCAAAAGCCGGAUUUGGAAUGAAACAUGGCUGUCAAGUUUCUUCUAUAAACCUUGCAAUUAUGAGCUCUUUGUGAAGCAAUCUCUUAAUAUGGAGAUGGCCAUAGUGAUGGCAAGGGAUGCGGGUAUGGAUUGGAUAAUUCAUCUAGACACAGAUGAGUUAUUACACCCAGCAGGUGCUCGAGAGUAUUCUUUGAGGCAGUUGCUGCUUGAUGUCCCUUCAAAUGUUGACAUGGUUAUCUUUCCUAACUAUGAGAGCAGUGUUGAACGAGAUGACAUCAAGGACCCUUUUACGGAGGUGUCAAUGUUCAAGAAGAAUUAUGACCAUCUAACAAAGGAUACAUAUUUUGGCAUGUAUAAAGAAGCAACCCGUGGCAAUCCAAAUUACUUCUUGACGUAUGGCAAUGGUAAAGCAGCUGCUCGAAUUCAGGACCAUCUUCGUCCCAAUGGGGCUCAUAGAUGGCACAAUUACAUGAAAACUCCAAAGGAGAUCAAAUUGGAGGAGGCUGCAGUUCUGCAUUACACAUAUUCCAAGUUUUCUGACUUGACUUCAAGACGAGAUAGAUGUGGUUGUAAGCCCACAAAGGAGGAUGUUAAGAGAUGCUUCAUGUUAGAAUUCGAUAGAUCUGCAUUUAUUAUUGCUUCAACUGCCACAGAAGAUGAGAUGUUAAACUGGUAUCGUGAACAUGUGGUAUGGACUGACAAAGCGGUGAACCUGAAACUAUUGAGGAAAGGCAUUUUAACUCGUAUUUAUGCUCCCAUG
Nicotiana tabacum (common tobacco) is the source of this 1356-nucleotide messenger RNA. NCBI's taxonomy places the organism in Eukaryota, Viridiplantae, Streptophyta, Magnoliopsida, Solanales, Solanaceae. The record is from RefSeq and is a predicted model, not a curated record.